Molecule: messenger RNA, 1512 nt
Organism: Symbiodinium necroappetens
Lineage: Eukaryota; Dinophyceae; Suessiales; Symbiodiniaceae
Source: the annotation of a GenBank genome assembly
AUGUUGCAUAUCUGGAAAGCUUCGGGAGAACUCUUGCAGGCCACGCCCGCCAACGAGCUUUCUGAUGUACGCGCUCUAAAGAGGCAGCUCUGCCAGUUGACCGGGGUACCUCGAUUCCGACAAAGGAAGGACAGCGCUAUCCUUGAGGAUGCAGCCCGGUUGGAUGGGCCGGCUGACUUGCAGCUACUUCAGCUGCCAUUCUGCAGCACAUCCUACAAACAAGUGAUUGAGCUGCACGAGGCUGUUGAAAAUGGCAACGUGUCCGUGGUCGAGGACAUUUUGCAGCGACCACAAAAUCCAGAGCUACAGCUGGAAGAUGGGUCGGAUUGGGAUAGUGAUGAGGAUGGCAGCGUUUUAGAUGAUUACAGGCAUGCCCCACUGACUGUUGCAUCUCGCGCGGGUCGUACGGAGAUUGUCGAGAUGCUCCUUGAAGCUGGCGCAGACCAAGACGGCCUCUUUGAGCUGAACAGACAUGACGCUUACACUCCUCUCUGCGCUGCGUGCGACUGUGGCAGCCAGGAGAUCGUUAAUUUACUUUUGAAGUCAGCAGCUCAGCCAAAUGGAAUUUCCAAAAACGGCGCCACAAAACCUUUGUGUGAAGCAGCCAGGUCCGGCUGGCUGAACAUUGUCCGCACGCUUCUCGAGGCUAAUGCUGACAAGGAUGCCAAGGACGCAGCAGGGGAGACUGCCCUCUGCAAGGCAUCGCGACAUGGCCACUUGAAUGUCGCAAUAUUUCUUUUGGACGUGAGGGCCGACGUAGAUGCCGUGUCUGAGGUUGGCGACGAGCUUGCUUGGCAUCCGAACCGGUUCGGUGAAGCACCAAUUUCGGCGGCAUCAGAAAUGGGCCAUGUAGAUGUGGUUCGCUUUCUAUUGUCAGCUCAUGCAUUUGUAGAGGCACGCAAUGCAAAGUGCCGGACUCCACUGUGGACGGCAUCAUUCUACGGGCAUUUGGAGACAGCGCGUUUGCUUCUGAAUGCAUUUGCUGAGCCGGAUGUAUUCGAUAGACAUGGCCGAACUCCUCUGUGCGCCGCAUGUUUGGCUGGCCACCUAUCUGUGGCAGCUUUGCUUGUAGAUGUUGGUGCUGACAGGGAUGCCUUCGAUGAAUUGCAGCUGAUUAUGACGAGCGGCGGUUUCUCACAAGGGCACGACACCUCCUUGGGGGCCCUCUAUGGGCGGCGACAUGCCGUGGCGACGUGGAGAUGGUGCGUCUGCUUUUGUCUGCUAGUGCGAAUACAGAGUCGAAAACUCGAAAUGGCGAAACCCCCCUCCUCGGAGCAUCGCGUGAACGCCGCACUGAAAUCGUGCAGUUGCUCUUGCGAGCAAGCGCUUGCCCGGAUGCUGGUGAUGAUCACGGUGAGACACCUUUGUGUGCAGCAUCAGCCGCUGGCAGCCUGCCUGUCGUGCGGUUACUGUUGGAGGCUGGCGCAGACCCGACCCUUCCAAACAACAGCGGUGGAACGCCUUAUCGUACAGCGGCAAAUGCAGGCCAUGCGCAGGUUUGCAAGUUGCUGA